This is a messenger RNA of Nannospalax galili (Upper Galilee mountains blind mole rat), 1032 nucleotides long. RefSeq names its product olfactory receptor 10AG1-like. The transcript is spliced from 2 exons. The coding region runs from base 1 to 1032 and encodes 343 amino acids. Gene Ontology annotation, molecular function: G protein-coupled receptor activity; olfactory receptor activity. Gene Ontology annotation, cellular component: membrane. The record is from RefSeq and is a predicted model, not a curated record. NCBI's taxonomy places the organism in Eukaryota, Metazoa, Chordata, Mammalia, Rodentia, Spalacidae. Gene Ontology annotation, biological process: G protein-coupled receptor signaling pathway.
AUGAGGAAAUACUCAGAGAUUCAAAUUUUCCAUACAUCAUCACAAACAGACAAUACACAUGCUGACUUUAUCAUGUCUGCAGAUACACAGUAUAUUAAGACAGAAAAAUCAAAUAUCACAACAAUUACGGAGUUUAUUCUCCUGGGAUUUUCCGAUGUUCCCCAACUCAAGUGGUUUCUGUUUGGGAUGUUUUUCCUUGUGUACUUGGCUAUUCUGAUGUGCAACAGCAUUAUAAUUCUAGUAACGAGAAUGGACCCCGCUCUUCAAACACCAAUGUAUUAUUUCCUAAACAAUUUUUCUUUUGUGGAAAUCUGUUAUGUAACAGUCACUAUCCCAAGAAUGCUCAUGGACAUUUGUGCCCCCAAAGGAAACAUCUCUCUGUUGAACUGUGCAAUACAAGUGUGGUUUUUCUUUACCUUUGCAGGUAUUGAGUGCCUCCUCCUAACAGUGAUGGCCUAUGACCGCUAUGUGGCCAUUUGUAAGCCUUUGCUCUAUGCUUUGAUAAUGAACCACAGGGUGUGUGUACAGCUGGUGGCUGCCUCUUGGGUCAGCGUCAUUCUAGUUGUGACUGCACAAACAUACCAGAUAUUCUCAUUGUCCUUUUGUGGAUCUAACAGAAUUAACCACUUCUUCUGUGAUGUUCCACCUAUCCUCAGGCUUGCUUGUGAAGAGACAUUUGCGAAUAAUUUAGCGAUCUUCAUUGUUUCUGCAGUCCUUAUCAUGGUUCCAUUUCUGUUGAUUACUGUGUCCUAUGGGAAAAUUAUAUGCAGCAUUCUGCAGCUGUCAUCAGCUGGAGGGAGGUCUAAAGCCUUUUCCACCUGUUCCUCUCAUCUGACAGUUGUAGUCUUAUACUAUGGAACAUUUGCUAUUACUUACAUACGACCCAAUCCAAAUGCAUCUGAAGGAGUUGGAAAAAUAGUGUCUCUUUUCUACACAGUUUUGAGCCCCCUACUGAAUCCCAUUAUAUACACGUUGAGGAACAAGGAGAUCUCUGCAGCACUGAGUAAACUGCCCAAGAAGUUAUUAACAUAA